GGCAAAUUUGCAUAUGUAAUUUCCAGGUUGAAUAAGAAAAAACCUGUGCGCAACUAAUUUUUAACUUUGCAUACAUCUCAAGUGAGUGUGUUUGAGACUUGAAGUCAGUGGAAGUAACGUCACUUUUCAGGUUACGUAAUGCCUAAUACCCCCUGUGGGAAUUCUGUAUGUCCAUCUGGCAACGCUGCUUACUGUUAUAACCCCCAUCUACCACAUCAUUCUAAAAAACUUACGUAAGACGUAAGCAGAAGUAAUUAAGUUGUAUGUUACUCAUGUUCCAGCCGGUUAAGUACACGAUGUUCCUAAGUAAGAUCGGCCCCUUGAAGACCCGUUGCCCCACAGAAUUGGGCAUUAUAUUCAAAGUGGCCCCAGCUGUCUCGGUAUCCUGUAACCAGAGACGUGGUUAUGCUGAUCAUAUGAUGCCCGAGCGACUAAAAGAUAUGGCCACCAAGUCCAACCCUAAGUUUUUCGACAUGAUAGAAUAUUUCUUCCACAAGGCUUGCCUACUUGUGGAAGACAAGUUGGUGGAAGACUUGGGCAAAGUGAAGGGCUCCAAGUUGAGCCUUGAACAGCGCAAAGCGAAAGUUAAAGGUAUCUUACAUCACAUGGAGCAGUGCGAUAAUGUUCUGGAGGUAGCCUUUCCUAUUAAAAGAGACAAUGGCGAUUAUGAGAUCAUCAGCGGUUACAGAGCUCAACACAGUACUCAUAGGACACCUUGUAAAGGAGGAAUGCGAUUUUCUAUGGAUGUCUCACGUGACGAAGUAAAAGCCUUGGCAGCCUUGAUGACCUUCAAGUGCGCAUGCGUGGACGUGCCUUUUGGCGGUGCCAAAGCUGGAGUACGCAUAGACCCCAAAAAGUAUUCAGAACAUGAACUGGAGAAAAUUACCAGGCGAUUCACCUUAGAAUUGGUCAAAAAAGGAUUCAUAAGCCCCAGUAUUGAUGUACCAGCUCCGGAUAUGGGCACAGGUGAACGCGAAAUGUCGUGGUUGGCUGAUACCUAUGCCAAAACUAUUGGUUAUCAAGAUAUAAACAGUCACGCUUGCGUAACUGGAAAGCCUAUCAACCAGGGUGGAAUUCACGGCCGCGUAUCAGCAACUGGCAGGGGAGUAUUCCACGGUAUCGAAAAUUUUCUGAAUGAGGAGAACUACACCAAAAUGUGCGGUCUAAGUAAGCCAGGCAUUAAGGAUAAGACAGUUAUCAUCCAGGGUUUUGGUAAUGUUGGCCUGCACAGUAUGAGAUACCUGCAUCGGUAUGGAGCGAAAAUCAUCGGUGUCAUCGAGUGGGAUGGAGCUAUAUUCAAUGAAAAUGGAAUGGAUCCAAAGGAACUUGAAGAUUAUACACUAGCGAACGGUACUAUAAUGGGAUUCCCCAACGCUAAGAAGUACGAUGGCAAUCUACUGUUUCAUGAAUGUGACAUCUUAGUACCAGCAGCCGCAGAAAAGGUUAUUCACAAAGAAAAUGCGGAUCAGAUCAAGGCAAAAGUGAUAGCAGAAGCAGCCAACGGCCCUCUGACACCAGCAGCGGAUCAGAUGCUGUUGAAGCGUAAUGUAAUGAUAAUCCCAGACUUAUAUUUGAACGCCGGCGGAGUGACGGUAUCUUUCUUCGAAUGGUUGAAAAACAUUAAUCAUGUUUCUUAUGGCAGACUGACCUUCAAGUAUGAGAAGGACUCGAAUUACUACCUUCUUCAGUCAGUUCAAGAGUCGCUGGAGCGGAAUUUCUCAGAGAAAGGAAAGAUACCCAUAGUGCCUUCUAUGUCUUUCCAAAAAAGGAUAGCCGGUGCUUCAGAAAAGGACAUUGUGCAUUCAGGUCUUAGUUACACUAUGGAACGAUCGGCUAAGUCACGUAUUGUAUUGUGAAAAAUAGUAUACACAUACCUUUGUGAAGAAGUAAGCGAUUAUUGGCCGAGAACUUUUUUAUCAUAACUUAGCGCUGAGGAAUAUAAUGUGCGAGGACAAUAAUUGUCUUCUCCAUCGAGAAUAACCCAAGGCACUGAUGAGAUCAGCAGAUAAGUACAACCUGGGUUUAGAUCUCAGAGCAGCUGCAUACAUCAAUUCUGUAGAAAAAAUCUUCACUACCUACUCAGAGGCAGGUCUUACAUUUUAACGAAGUGUAUGUUACAAGUUUCAUUAUAGCUUUAGCGCUGCGUCUGCAUUCUUAUAUAUGUAUACCAAAAUGCUGCUUACCAUUUAACUGCUUAUUACUUUUAAAUAUAUGUUCUUGGACUGUGAUGUGUUAUAUUAUGAAUUCAAAAUUCUCUGAAUAUGAUUCGUGAAAUCAUAAUACAUUCAAAAAUUUUAUGAAUUUACAAUCGAAACGGAAUAUUUUGUAUUCGUUUUAAGUUACUAUAGUACAAAUUGUGUAAUCAGUGAUCUAUUAGAAUAUGUAUCAGUUUUUUUUUUUUGAGGAAUAUGAUAAUUUGUAUUCUGUUUUUUAAUACACCACCACUACACGCCGAUUCUCUGGAAUGAACUAUUUUUGUUGAGUGUUG
Messenger RNA from Acanthoscelides obtectus, 2488 nucleotides. Lineage: Eukaryota; Metazoa; Arthropoda; Insecta; Coleoptera; Chrysomelidae. The record is from the annotation of a GenBank genome assembly.